AAGACGACCCGGAAGAGGAGCAGGACUAGGAGGAAGCUGCUCAAGCCACCACCUUUGCAAACAAGAACCCACGAUGAGAACCUCUCUCCCUGUCCUCCUCCUCUCUGUCCUCCUCCUCGUCCCUCCCUCGUCCCAAUCUUCCGACCUUACGAACACGACCCGACCCGUCUCCAGGGCCCACGCCGAGCUGACCACCUACGGCUUCCCGAUCGGCCUCCUGCCCGCCGCCGUCCGUGCCUACUCCAUCAACGCCACGUCCGGCGACUUCUACGUCGACCUCCACGGCCCGUGCAGGCUCACGCUUCCCCCCGACAACUACCUGGCCGCCUACUCGGAGAAGAUCACCGGAAGGAUCGUGAGGGGCCGGAUCGCCGGGCUGGAGGGGAUCCGGGUCAGGGCCCUCUUCAGGUGGUGGUCCAUCACUGGCAUUAAGUCGAGCGGCGAGAACUUGGUCUUCGAGGUCGGCGGCGUCAGCGCCAAGUAUCCCUCCAAGAAUUUCGACGAGGCCCCUGUCUGCAAAGGAGGAAAGCGAGCUUCUUCUUGAGGGUAGGCAUGUUGGCGUUGGCUAUCAUGCACCACAUCAACGGGGAGAGUUCAUGCGUGACGAGCUCUGAAUAUCUUCUGGGGUUUGUUGUCGGGCGAGUUGUAUUGGCCUUCAUUGAGCUGACUUUGACCAUUACACCCUACGGUCAAACCUGAUACCCAGUGCGAAUUUUAGUUAUAGUGUUGUCUUAUUGCUGUUGGGGGGGGGGGGGGAUUAGCCUUUAUUGCUUCCAGUAUAUGCUUGAUAGAGAUGAUAUAUGAUUCUUUAUAAUUUUUUAUUGUCAACUUUUGGAAAUUUCUUUACUGCAUUGUGUUGUCAUAUUUAUAGAAUAUUAAGAAUAACAGCUGUCUACCUUUGUAGCCCAUGUUAGUUUUGAUGAGCUUUAUGGAGA
Messenger RNA from Rhodamnia argentea, 935 nucleotides. RefSeq lists its product as uncharacterized. NCBI's taxonomy places the organism in Eukaryota, Viridiplantae, Streptophyta, Magnoliopsida, Myrtales, Myrtaceae. The transcript has 2 exons. Bases 74 to 544 code for a protein of 156 amino acids. The record is from RefSeq and is a predicted model, not a curated record.